AUGCCUGACAAUUCUCCCGAUUGUGUUCCAUUGAAGGCUCGGGUUUGGGAUAAGAGCAAAAACGACUGGCGGGAAGAGACAAUCACGACACCUCAACUUCAUGGCGCAACCGAACUUCCUAUCCUCCAAUCCGACUCACACGUGGUAGUAAUCUUCGCCGACGCAGACAAGAUCCGCGAGUGCAAAUCGUGUCGCCGAUGUUUCACCACCCAAUUCCAGAUGCCACAGCUCUGGUGGUCAAACUACGCUAAAAAGUCCAACGGCCACUUUGGAUGCGAGACAUUUAGAGAUAAAGACGGCAUUGUUACAUCACUCAAUGCAUGGUCACGGUACCUCGUCAAGCAGUUACAUGAAGGCGGGCAUUCCUGGUACAAGUUUAACACACUUACCAGAUGGAUCGCCUCAUCUCACCAGACAAUUCUUCUCGUUUUUGAAUCCGAAAAGCAGUCGAAGCUCACUGAGCUCAUCCCCAACGGGAUGCUCGACGGCUCCCACACCGAACCUCACCACGACCCCUUCUGGGUCCACGUCCGACUUCUUGAAGAGCUCUCGGAUCUACAGAACAAUGCCGUUUGGACGGUGAGGACCGAAAUUCGCAAGGUCGAGAAGAAGAAGCAGCGCAGUAAGCCAGACCCCGACUACAGGGGUCUACACGACCUCGCAAGACACGCCAUUCACGUCUCCGAAACCCUCGAUGUCUGCCUCAAGACAGUCAAAUCCAUUGUCGAACAACACAAGACUUUGGAGGAAGAACAAUGGUUUGGCGAGCAGCCAAGGAAGGGGAGCUUCCGACAAGUCCGCGAGCGCCUGUUCUGGUACGAGCACACCCUCGAAAGCCUCAAAUCUCGAGCCCUCUCCAACAAAGAGCGCCUCAUCAACGAGAUACAACUCUCCUUCAACCUAGUCGCGCAGUACGACUCGGCCAUCUCUGUCCAGAUCGGUCAGGCCACCCAGUCCGACAGCGCUGCGAUGAAGACAAUCGCAUUCGCCACCCUGACUUUCCUCCCCGCGACGUUCAUCUCUGCCGUAUUCAGCAUGUCCUUCUUCAACAUCGACGACGAUACAGGAGAAUGGACCGUUUCAAACAAAUUCUGGAUAUACUGGGUCAUUGCGAUACCCGUGACAAUACUCACCGCUGCAGGGUGGUAUUCUCGACGGAUCAUCGCUCCGCCACUGCGGAUUGGAGAAGAGGAGCGGCGGGCAAAUAGGUUGAAAGAGUUGAAGAAACGUCUGGAGAAGUCUCGUAAGGAUGAUGAUGCUUUAGAGAUGGUGUAG
Molecule: messenger RNA, 1275 nt
Organism: Fusarium keratoplasticum
Lineage: Eukaryota; Fungi; Ascomycota; Sordariomycetes; Hypocreales; Nectriaceae
Exons: 4
Coding region: 1-1275 (424 amino acids)
Biological process (GO): metal ion transport; transmembrane transport
Cellular component (GO): membrane
Molecular function (GO): metal ion transmembrane transporter activity
Source: RefSeq, a predicted model, not a curated record